Molecule: messenger RNA, 2436 nt
Organism: Balaenoptera ricei (Rice's whale)
Lineage: Eukaryota; Metazoa; Chordata; Mammalia; Artiodactyla; Balaenopteridae
Gene: HINFP
Product: histone H4 transcription factor
Exons: 10
Coding region: 326-1888 (520 amino acids)
Biological process (GO): anatomical structure development; regulation of transcription by RNA polymerase II
Molecular function (GO): DNA-binding transcription factor activity, RNA polymerase II-specific; RNA polymerase II cis-regulatory region sequence-specific DNA binding
Source: RefSeq, a predicted model, not a curated record
GGGUUGCGGGCUUGGCCGGGCGGCGUCGGGCUGGGCUUUGGGCUGGCUGCCGAGGCCAGGCUCUUCCCCGGUCGCUUAGGCGAGGCUCCCUCUUGCUGUUCGGCCACGCUGGUUUGCCUGGUGCCUGCAGCGCCUUGCCCCCAACAUCGACUCGAACCUCCCGUCUGGGGCUUCGCUGCCGCUGAGACACGGUCGCCGCCACGCCUUGGGGGAAGCCUGCGGGGCUGAGAGGGAGAGGUUUAUCCGCCGGAACGGUCUCCUUCCUUCUCUCCGAAUUCUACCUGUGCUCCAGGGGCCCGGUCCUCACCGCUUAGGGGUGAAGGCCAUGCCGCCCCCUGGGAAAGUUCCUCGAAAGGAGAACCUGGGGCUACAGUGUGAGUGGGGGUCCUGCUCCUUUGUGUGCUCUGCCAUGGAGGAGUUCUGCGAGCACGUCACUCAUCACCUGCAGCAGCACCUGCAGGGCUCCGGGGAGGAGGAGGAGGAGGAGGAGGAGGAGGACCCGCUGGAGGAAGAAUUCUCCUGCUUGUGGCAGGAGUGCGGCUUUUGUUCUCUGGACAGUUCGGCUGAUCUCGUGCGCCAUGUCUACUUCCACUGCUACCACACCAAGCUGAAACAGUGCGGGCUGCAGGCCCUGCAGAGCCAGGCCGACCUCAGCCCCUGCGUCCUGGACUUCCAGAGCCGCAACCUCAUCCCUGACAUCCCUGACCACUUCCUGUGUCUGUGGGAGCACUGUGAGAGCUCCUUCGACAAUCCCGAGUGGUUCUAUCGGCAUGUGGAAGCGCACAGCCUGUGCUGUGAAUACCAGGCAGUCGGCAAGGACAACCACAUGGUGCUGUGUGGCUGGAAAGGCUGUACGUGCACCUUCAAGGACCGCUUUAAGCUUCGAGAGCACCUCCGUAGCCAUACCCAGGAGAAGGUGGUGGCCUGCCCCACCUGCGGGGGCAUGUUUGCCAACAACACCAAGUUCUUAGAUCACAUUCGUCGCCAGACCUCAUUGGAUCAGCAACACUUCCAGUGCUCUCACUGUUCCAAGAGAUUUGCCACGGAGCGGCUGCUGCGGGACCACAUGCGUAACCAUGUGAACCACUACAAGUGCCCUCUGUGCGACAUGACCUGCCCACUGCCAUCCUCUCUCCGAAACCACAUGCGCUUUCGCCACAGCGAGGACCGGCCCUUUAAAUGUGACUAUUGUGACUACAGCUGCAAGAAUCUGAUCGACCUCCGGAAGCACCUGGAUACCCAUAGCAAGGAGCCAGCCUACAGGUGUGAUUUUGAGAACUGCACCUUCAGUGCCCGGUCGCUCUGCUCUAUCAAGUCCCAUUACCGAAAAGUGCAUGAAGGAGACUCAGAGCCAAGGUAUAGAUGCCACGUGUGUGACAAAUGCUUCACAAGGGGCAACAACCUCACCGUGCACCUUCGCAAGAAACACCAGUUCAAGUGGCCCUCAGGGCACCCCCGUUUUCGGUACAAGGAGCAUGAAGACGGCUACAUGCGUCUGCAGCUGGUUCGCUAUGAGAGUGUAGAGCUGACACAGCAACUGCUGCGGCAGCCCCCAGAGGGAUCGGGCCUGGGAGCAUCACUGAAUGAGAGCAGCCUGCAGGGCAUCAUUCUAGAAACAGUGCCAGGGGAGCCAGGACCCCAGGAAGAGGCUGAAGAGGAAGAGGAAGGUGGGGGUGGUGAGGGGACAGCCCUCUCGGCCUCUCAGGACACUUCUAGCCCUGUCAUCCACGUGGUGAAUCAGACCAGCGCCCAAGGUGAGCGAGAGAUUGUCUACUAUGUGCUGUCCGAAGCCCCGGGAGAGCCACCCCCAGCCUCUGAGCCCCCCUCCGGGGGCGUCAUGGAAGAGCUUCAGGGAGUAGCUGAGGAGCCAGAAGUCCAGAUGGUAUGAAGGCUGCAGACCCUGACCAUUGCUACCCCAGACCCUGGGGUUUGAACCGGGCUGGUGGCAGUGCCCCUAGUGGGCAGCCCUUGCCAAUGGAUGCCUUUAGGAGUGGUGCUGAGAGCAGUGCGGUCCACUCUGGACCCGGCUUGCAUCAUUCGGCAGACUGAGGGACUUCCCUUUGUUGCCAGACCACAUUUUGUGGGGAUCCUGAGGAGUUUGGAUUCUUUGGGGGGGGCACCCUGGUUGUGUGUGUGUUCUUGUAGAGGGGGCUAGUGUCAGGCUUAACCCUAACCCCCAGACGUGCUGGAAGAGUGAUUAAAAUCCAUAGUCAGCUCACAUCCAUUCCUGUCUUUAGGGGUCCUUAGGCCCAGGGAUGACAUAUAACUGAUCCCUGCAAGGGCCCUUUCCUCACAACCAGCCAAGGCAUUUCCCUCUAAAUGGUUCCUCCUAUAAACCCCAAGGACUUUCAUGGUCAUCCUCAGGGAUGGGAUUGAAGGCACUGAGUAUGUGCGUAACAAUUGUUUUUGGUAAUAAAAGAAACGCUUGGGCCGUUA